This is a messenger RNA of Fusarium redolens, 695 nucleotides long. RefSeq lists its product as uncharacterized. Gene Ontology annotation, molecular function: ribosome binding. Lineage: Eukaryota; Fungi; Ascomycota; Sordariomycetes; Hypocreales; Nectriaceae. The coding region runs from base 273 to 623 and encodes 116 amino acids. The transcript has 3 exons. Gene Ontology annotation, cellular component: Cbp3p-Cbp6 complex; mitochondrion. The record is from RefSeq and is a predicted model, not a curated record. Gene Ontology annotation, biological process: mitochondrial respiratory chain complex III assembly.
UGGGCUGUGUCAGGUAGCGUUGGAUCCACCUCCACAUUGAAUCAGAUCACGGGCUUGUCCUCAUCAGGUUGAAGAAUGGAUGAGGCAAUCCAUUUCAAGGGUCCCGUGGCAGCCUGAGGCAAAUUGCGCAUGACCCAAUCAUAUGCUUUUCAAUUACAGUUUCAAAACAGAUCAACACUGUGACGAGCACACUGUCUUAUGGAAUUUCUCGAUGGUUGACGUCGAGAUAUUCUGCUGUAUAGAGGUCAAGUCCUAGCAACGACAUCUUCACAAUGUCACGCUCAUUAUCUCAAAAAAUCUAUUCCGACGUCUUUGCGCGCUGGCCAAAGCAAGCCCUUCGUCCCGAUCACCAACUCCAAGAUGUCCUAGGCAAAGCCGUAACCGAGCGAUUCCAAAACUACAAGCCCUCUAUGGAGCGCGAGGAGCUCCUUAAGGCGCGGGCGCUACAAUUUCUUCUCCAAGACCGAUAUAACGAUCGAUUCAAGCUCAAGGGUAGAUUACUCGAGCCAAAGAGCCAACCGACGUAUUUUGCGGAUCUAGUGAGGGAAAUUGACGAGGCGCCGAAUAGAUCAUGGUUGGAGAGAUUGGGCAAGAGAUUAACGGGAAUGAUACGGUUCCAGUAAUUGAUGGACGAGAAAACGACUUAAUGCAAGGAAAGGAUCCCAAAGAAGGAUAUACUGGCAUCUGACGUGUAU